CUCAAGGUUUGAAAGUGUGUGCGCGCUGUCGCCUUUACAUACGGCGGCAUCGUCACCGUCUACAGUCAGUUGCUGGUGGAAGCGCGCGAGUUGAACAACUCCUCCGUGUCUCUUUUAUUUACUUAUCUCGCGUUAUCGCGGCACCGAAGCUUUUAAGUAGCAACGUUCGAUAUUAAGUUGCGUAAACAUUUCGGGCGAAUUAUGUGAUUACUCUGAGGACGUCAGUGUUUUUUCGUUUGGUUUUUUGUGUUAUUUUUUCGUUGUGGAUUACGUUCGGGCUCGGCGCCGAUGGCCUACCGCCCGUAGCGACGCCGGAAACGCGAAAAUUAGGUGAAACCCGAAAAGGGCGAAUCGGUUCUUUUUCUAUACAUAUAAGACGAUAAAACGGCUCCUUCAAGCGACACGUCGAGAAGGAAUGGUAUUAGUCAUCAUCGGCCGGCACUGUUGAGAGGUUUCCGCCGAAGAGUACCGAAACGUGGUAAACUGGCCAAUUCAAGACCGAAAACGGUACCGACGAUUAAGAUUACCGUUCAAAGUAAUCAGGUGUUUGACACGGCCCUAAGGAAGACUAGAGUGAAAGUAUCGAGUGUAGCAGUGACACUUAAACAGUGGUGGCGGGAUGUGGGGCUAUGUCCCCGGGCCUCCCGUGCCCCCAUAGCCCCCGUCGUGCCCGCCAAAAUUCGCUGCUGUCGUCGGCCCCGACUAAUGGGCCAUUCGCUCAGCAUGUGUAAGCUACAUCAGUGCCGUCAUAAAAAAAGCUUGCAUUUGCGCAAUAACGAAGAGUCUCGGAUGCCCGCUGAAGGGAUUGGAGGAGAGUCGGGAUUACACCGACUGCACCGCCAAUUUAAUUACGAUCCCGAAUAUGGACGAAUGGAAGCGUGGCUCGACGAACAUCCAGAUUUUGUGCAGGAUUACUUUUUAAGAAAGGCGACCCGUCAAGUGGUGGACGCGUGGUUGGUAUCGCACGCGACGCCGACGUCGUCCAGCGUGGAGCUGUCGUCGCCGACCCACCAUCAGUCGCGAGGCGGCUCCGGCGCGACGACCCCAGUCCGAAAAAUAUCCGCCCACGAAUUCGAGCGAGGUGGCCUUCUCAAACCCAUCAUCAGUACCAUCGACGGAACGCCGACGUUUCUCACGAGUUCCUCCGACGAUCCAAUCCAAAUUUCCGGUCACAGUCCGACGCCGGUGAGGAGGCAGCGACGGUCCCGUCACGAGCUGCGGCAGCUGGACGAAAAGGAGCUCAUUUUCGAAUUGGUCAAAGACAUUUGCAAUGAGCUCGAAAUCCGUUCCCUAUGCCAUAAAAUACUACAGAACGUCUCGACGCUUCUCCACGCGGAUCGGGGAUCGUUGUUUCUUGUACAGGGUGAGAAGGGGGGCGGUUGCACGCCCUUGCCGCCGGGUGAAACUCUCCGCGGAAGGUGUCUAGUCUCAAAAUUAUUCGAUGUAUGUUACAAAAGUACCUUAAGUGAAAUGGAGAAGAAGGAGGAGAUUCGGAUACCUUGGGGUACCGGUAUUGUAGGCUACGUGGCAGAAAGUGGAGAACCUGUCAAUAUCCCGGAUGCGUAUCAGGAUGACAGAUUCAAUCACGACAUCGAUGUGCUUACCGGUUACAAAACCCAUUCUCUUCUGUGCAUGCCGAUCAAAGACACCAACGGCGACGUCGUCGGCGUGGCGCAGGUGAUCAACAAAAUUGGAGAUACACCGUUUACUCAACAGGAUGAGCAAAUAUUCUCCAGCUACCUCCAAUUUUGCGGGAUCGGUCUGAGAAACGCGCACCUUUACGAGAAGUCGCAGCUGGAGGUGAAGAGGAACCAGGUCCUAUUAGAUUUAGCUCGGAUGAUAUUCGAGGAACAGAGCACAAUUGAACACGUUGUAUAUAGGAUACUUACGCAUACGCAAAGCUUAAUACAAUGCCAGAGGGUACAGGUACUUCUCGUUCACGAGGUGUCCAAAGGCAGUUUUUCGCGUGUAUUCGACUUCGAAGCGAGCGAUCUCAACGCGGAGGAGGGCGAAUCGAGGACGAGUCCCUUCGAAAGUCGCUUCCCUAUAAAUAUCGGAAUAACUGGUUACGUCGCGACGACGGGUGAUAUUGUAAAUAUAGCGAACGCGUACGAGGAUUCGCGCUUCGAUUCGUCGGUGGACGAAGGGACCUGCUUUAAACAUAAAGGUGUGCUAUGUAUGCCGAUUAAGAAUUCGAUGGGACAUAUUGUCGGUGUUAUUCAGCUAAUUAAUAAGUUUAACGACUUGGCGUUUACGAAGAACGAUGAGAAUUUCGUCGAGGCCUUCGCAAUUUUCUGCGGUAUGGGUAUACACAAUACGCACAUGUACGAAAGGGCGGUUGUCGCAAUCGCCAAACAGAGCGUUACCUUAGAAGUAUUAUCUUAUCAUGCGACUGCGAGUAUAGAAGAUGCUCAACGAAUAAGAGCCUUACGAGUUCCAUCGGCCGUGUACUUGGGUUUGCAUAACUUCGCAUUUGAUGAUGUACAUUUGAGUGACGACGAUACUAUUACAUCUUGUGUUAGAAUGUUCCUUGAUUUAGAUCUAGUCGAACGGUUUCAUAUGGAUUACGAAGUAUUAUGCCGUUGGUUGCUGUCCGUGAAGAAGAAUUAUCGCAAUGUCACCUAUCACAAUUGGAGGCACGCUUUUAAUGUUGCGCAGAUGAUGUUUUCAAUUCUAACCACAACUCAAUGGUGGAGUAUACUGGGAGAAAUCGAAUGUCUAGCAUUAAUGAUCGCGUGUCUUUGCCAUGAUUUGGAUCAUCGGGGGACAAACAACUCGUUCCAAAUCAAAGCAUCCUCGCCGCUGGCACAACUUUAUUCAACAUCCACCAUGGAGCAUCACCACUUCGACCAGUGCAUCAUGAUCCUAAACUCGCCAGGCAACCAACUGCUAUCUAACGUCUCGUCGGACGAGUACACGCGCGUCAUCAAAGUGCUGGAGGAGGCGAUUUUAUCCACCGACUUAGCGGUUUACUUUAGAAAGCGCGGUGCCUUUUUUAACGUCGUCGAGGAGGGACCACACUGGGGAUUGGAGGAGCAUCGCGAUCUACUUAGGGCGAUGCUGAUGACCGUUUGCGAUCUAGCAGCUAUCACGAAACCUUGGGAGGUCGAGAAACGGGUCGCCGAGCUCGUGUCGUCCGAGUUUUUCGAGCAGGGCGACAUGGAACGCGAAGAACUGAAUAUCACUCCAAUAGAUAUAAUGAAUAGAGAAAAAGAGGACCAAUUACCGUUAAUGCAAGUCGGAUUUAUAGAUUCGAUUUGCAUGCCUAUUUACGAGGCGUUUGCAGUAUUAUCGGACAAAUUAGAAAUAUUAGUGGACGGUGUGAGGAUAAACAGGGAUCACUGGCUACAGAUAGCCGAAGAGCACAAACUGUUAACUACGAAUAAUGCGAAGGACUCUAACGACAAUGUGACUGUGUCAAAGUCCGGCGGUACACCCGAUUCUAAUAAUUUUGAAAGUUUACCCCUUAAUAAUUGUCAAGAUGCCUAGUCCAAUAUAGUAGAUUUGCGUAAGUGUGUAGAUAUUUAAAAUUAUUUAUUUAAUUAAAUUUAUCAAAGACUUAAAUCUGAUUUUAGUAUGUGUAGCACAAAUUUGUAGUCAAAGGUUUGCCAGUACAGAUAAUUUAUUUAUUUGCGAUAGUUUAUAGUUAAAUAAUAUUUACUGCGGUAAGGUAAGCAAUUGACCAACUUCUUAAUCAUCUACUUACUAUAAGGUCACGUCUUCAAAAAUCCAUAGCAUUUUUCUACAUGGUAAAUUCCAGUUUUACGUUGAAAGGUAUUUUAAGGAUGCUCUCUCGAUUUUGAUUUUGUUUUUUGUUGUUGUGAUAUUUAGUUGCUCAAUUUCUUUGCGAAAUGUUCGAUUUACUUUACGAAUAUUUUGAAAGUAUUUUUCGAGUGUGUAUUGUUAACGCGGUAUUAGAAAAGCAAACUACUGUAACCAAAGUAUAGAUGUGAAACACGCACUGUAGGCAUCUUACAGUGCGCUGUCCUAGUAUGUAAAAUUAUUUUAGAGAAAAAGUGUGAUGUCUAAUUUUAGCGUUAUUUAAAAGAAGUUUUUAUUAAGUGAAAGAGAAAUAUUUUGUAAUUGUUGUACAGUUAUGUAAAAAUGACCACAUUAAUAUAUUCUUGAACAUUUUGUUCUUUUUCAGACA
Molecule: messenger RNA, 4150 nt
Organism: Photinus pyralis (common eastern firefly)
Lineage: Eukaryota; Metazoa; Arthropoda; Insecta; Coleoptera; Lampyridae
Product: dual 3',5'-cyclic-AMP and -GMP phosphodiesterase 11
Exons: 17
Coding region: 706-3489 (927 amino acids)
Biological process (GO): signal transduction
Molecular function (GO): protein binding; 3',5'-cyclic-GMP phosphodiesterase activity; 3',5'-cyclic-AMP phosphodiesterase activity
Source: RefSeq, a predicted model, not a curated record